GACUUUGCCAUGACAGUAGCAGCAGCAACAAGGAAGGGUUGCAGAGGCCGGGCAAUUCACCGCCUCAAAUUCAGUCCAGAUUAGGCCGUAUCAUCUCCCUCCUAGCUCUGCCACAGUCCACAGCUAGUUCGUACUCGCAUAUAUUCCUCUCUAGUUCUUCGCGCAGUAGCUAUAGCUAGCCAGAUAUAUACUCCAUCAAUGGAUCACCAUGUCGUAGUCCAGCUCGCGCAGCACCGUUAUUCAGGCUCGCCGUCCGCAGAUCAGCCACCUGCGGCGGCGGCGAGUGGUGAGUCGACGCCUCGCAUGGAGAUGUGCCCGUCUCUCUAUCGCGCUGCACGCAGCGGCCGCUCGGAGGAGGUCGUGGCGUUGCUUCUGCAACAACGGCACGGCGCUGGAUCAGCAGCAGGACAUCGUCAUCAAGUCGCUGGUCUGUUGUGUUUGAGAGGAGGUGAUUGUAGAAGAUCCUCGCAACGAGGCAUUAUUCAGCAUGAACAAUGCAACCUACUCGAGGUGACGGCGGAGAGGAACACCGUUCUUCAUGUCGCAGCGGAGAAAGGGCACAUCGAGCUGAUCAAGGAGCUCUACCACAGGUUCAUCAAGGACAACAACUUCCUCUCUCGUCGAAACUCGGCACUGAACACGCCUCUGCACUGCGCAGCAAGGGAAGGGCACACCGGCACCGUGACAACCCUAGUACAUCUAGCCCAGGACCGUGUGGAGAAUAUCAUGGGGUGCCAGAACACGGCCGGGGACACGGCCCUACAUCUGGCAGCGAGGCAUGGUCAUGGCGCCACUGUGGAGGCUCUUGUCGCGGCACACGCAAAGGCGACAGAGCUGAACAAAGUCGGCGUGUCUCCGUUGUACUUGGCGGUGAUGAGCAGGUCGGUGCCUGCUGUAAGAGCAAUAGUUACUACCUGCAGUGACGCAUCAGCCGUUGGGCCGAGCUCGCAGAAUGCUCUGCAUGCUGCUGUCUUUCGGAGCUUAGAGAUGGUUCACCUCUUAUUGCAAUGGAAGCCAGAACUGGCUAGCCAAGUCGACUGCAAUGGUAGCACCCCGCUCCAUUUCGCGGCAUCCGAUGGCAACAGCAAAAUCAUACGUGCAAUCAUGGCCACUGCGCCACCUGGCACAGUGUACAUGAAGGACUCGGAUGGCCUCUCUGCUCUUCAUGUCGCAGCUAAGUUGGGGCAUGCCGAUGUUGUCAAGCAGUUGAUUGGGAUCCGCCCUGAUGCUGUCGAGCUUCGUGACAGCCAUGGUGAGACCUUCGUGCACUCCGCAGUCAGGGAGAAGCGCUCCUCGAUCGUGUCCCUUGCCAUCAAGAAACACAAGCAGGUCGGUGGUCUUCUGGAUGCGCAGGACGGGGAUGGGAACACGCCGCUCCACAUCGCCGUGGUUGCCGGCGCGCCUGGCAUCGUGAAUGCUCUACUCCAGAAGGGGAAAGUGCAAACCGAUGUCUUGAACGACGAUGGACACACACCGCUAGAUCUCGCUUCCACAUCGCCCAGUUUGUUCAAUAUGGUAAGGUUCGUGAUGGCAUUAGUUGCUUUCGGGGCACAAUGCCGACCACAAAGGAAUGACCAUCUGAAGCCAUGGAGCGGCCAUGACAACAUAGGGAAGGGGAUAGAGAGGACUUCGGACAGCCUCGCGGUGGUGGCCGUGCUCAUCGCCACCGUUGCCUUUGCAGCUGGAUUCAACAUGCCGGGCGGGUACACGAACGACGGCUCGGCAAGCCUCGAGGGCAUGUCCUUGUUCAGAUGGUUCGUGGUCCUCGACGCCAUCGCGGUAGCAUCAUCGGUGAUCGCCGUGAUCCUGCUCGUCUACGGGAAGGCGUCGCGCUCCACCGGGUCGUGGAAGAGCUUCGUGGCGGCGUUGCACUGCAUCUGGGUCUCGCUCGUCAGCCUAAUCCUGGCCUUCUUCGCGGCCUCCCGUGCCGUGAUGAGAACCUCGACGGCAGAAUCCAUCGUGUACAUUGUUAUCUACGUGGGCAUCAUCGUUUUGUCUCUCUUUGUCGCACAGUGGAUUGGACCUGUGACGACGGCGCGUGCAUUCUGGAGGUUUUUGUGGCUCAGUCACCGGGCUCACACCGUCAGGAGGCAGUAUCCGUUCGCCGUCGCUUCCAUCUACAACUGGCUUCUCUUCUUACAUAUAACUUAUAUAAUGUUUGCUGGUUUGGGAGUGGUACAUAAUCACUCCAAUUCGGAUCGGGGAGGAUUAUCAAGCAGCUGGAACCCGAACCAUAUCUCACCUGCCCCUGCACCUAUGUAAUUAGAGCACUACCUAUACAAUAUUUUUCUUAUAUUUUACGUGUUCUAUUCUUGUUAUGUUAUUAAUGAUGCAAUGAGCUCUUCUGAUGGACAAGCAACAGAAAAUUUACUUGGUAAUUAACCAUAUUUUUGGACAUAUUUUUCUGGCAAA
Messenger RNA from Oryza sativa Japonica Group (Japanese rice), 2412 nucleotides. RefSeq names its product ankyrin repeat-containing protein At5g02620. Gene Ontology annotation, cellular component: plasma membrane. The record is from RefSeq and is a predicted model, not a curated record. Gene Ontology annotation, molecular function: protein binding. Lineage: Eukaryota; Viridiplantae; Streptophyta; Magnoliopsida; Poales; Poaceae.